UGAAAUAUUAUAAAGGGUUCUGCCCACUGUUGCAGUGGUUAGAUAUUUAGUUUAUCGAUCUAAUGGCACAUGUGUUUGUUCACUAGAAGUUUGUUAUUAGGUAGUAUUUUUUUUUCAAGAGUUUUAAUACUGCUGUCUGUUACUUUCGGCUGUUAGUUGUUGAAGAAUGAAAGCGGUUUGUAUGCGCUCAGAUCGAGAUAUUACAUUAGUAUGGUCACUACUAUUGCAAAGAAGAAGUCUUGUGGUAUCAUAAUUAGUUCAUCUUCCCUCUCUUCCCCGCUUAUUACAUAGUGCAUAUACUUCUUUUCUUCUACUCAAAAACCCAUGCCGCUUUAAACCAUUUAUUAAGCUUGCCUGGGAAAGACAGUAUUAUGCACCACGUCCAAAUUGGGAUUCAUGUAGAUGAUGAACUAUUUUUCAAUAUACUUAGUUAUGGACUUGUCACCUUUAUCAUUCUCAAAUGGAAAGGGUGUACGUAUAAUGUCACGUAAAACAGACAAAAGAGCUAAUGAGAUACGACUAUUCAGAAUAUUUUAUGUCUAUAAAAGAAAGACCAAGAGAAAUAUAUAUCUACAUUAUUGCAAAAUAAUACAUUAAAAUUAAUUACAUGGAAACUGGUCUGAUAAUCUGUCAGACAUUUAUCGUGUUUGUUCAGAUAAAGUCCCACUUGCUCGAGGAUCUCUUCUGGUUCAAUAUCAAUUGAUCAUGCAAUACUUAUUAACUCUUUAGCACUUUUGUGUACAGAAGUAUUUUAACUUUUCAAGAUAUACCGUCAGCGAAGAAUCUAUAUUUAUGCACUGUUGAGUGUUUGACGUCAAGAUACGAGAACAAUUAUAUAAUGUUAUUCCAUUAAGUGAAAAUAUAGUCUUUAACAUCUAAAAUUCGUUAAUCUCAAGUCAGGGAAUACCAACUAAACACGUACUAUUAUCUGUUUGUGAACCCUUAGAUUCUUCGUGUACAUAUAUAAUAGCAGUGGUAAAAAAAAUUAAUUCAUGACACUAUAUGUGGCAUUAACUAUUCAGCAUUUUAUAUAAGUAUAUUCUCAUACUUUUUCUCUUCAAUACAUGCCAAAAAAAAACAACAACAACGUUCACAACACAUAAUCAAUUUUAUCAACUUCAUCAUGCGUGAUCAAGUAUUAUACAUCAUAUCUCUCUCUCUCUCUCUUUCUUUCUUUCUUUCUCUUUUUUUUUCUUUUUU
Cokeromyces recurvatus is the source of this 1200-nucleotide messenger RNA. RefSeq lists its product as uncharacterized. NCBI's taxonomy places the organism in Eukaryota, Fungi, Mucoromycota, Mucoromycetes, Mucorales, Mucoraceae. The transcript has a single exon. The coding region runs from base 403 to 597 and encodes 64 amino acids. The record is from RefSeq and is a predicted model, not a curated record.